Molecule: messenger RNA, 368 nt
Organism: Lactuca virosa
Lineage: Eukaryota; Viridiplantae; Streptophyta; Magnoliopsida; Asterales; Asteraceae
Source: the annotation of a GenBank genome assembly
GUGGGAAUAAGAACAUAAAACAAAAAAAGUGCUUGUGUAUGUCGUGUGUUUCAUAUACGAUCAGAAGAAAAACAAAGGGGAAGGGGAAGCCGACAUCCUCACCGGAAAAGAAGGCUGCGAAGCAACACGGAAACCCCCUUUCCCUCCUCUCUAUGGUGCUUGAUGGAGGAUUGAAACCGAGAAAUAGAAGCGAGAGCAGUGGAGAGGGGUGGUCGUCGGGGAUGUUACAGCCGACCAGUAGCGGCGCUGGUGGUCCGGAUGAGGCUGGUGAUGGUUGGACUCCAUUCUUUGACAACCUUAAACCUCGAAUUUCUGUCAUGGAUUCAGUUCAUGGAAGGUCAGGUGAAGCAGAAAUUAUCAUCAGGUAG